GCACGUGAGGGUACGUGACAGAGAAUGGGAGGGUUGAUGCAUACAGUGCCCAGUUUAGCAGUUUGCUUGAAUGACCCAGCGGCGCCACAAAGAGGCAGUGGUAGGGCUGUAGACUAGUCUGUCAUCACACCGCGGUACCAGAGUCCGGAGAAAGAAACGCGAAUAGGAGCAAAGACAGUGUGUCUAGAGAGAAUGGGAAAGGGAGAAACUGAGCGCAUAGGCCUACAGCAUCAGCAGCAUCUGAAAAAGCAGAGGCAAACGCACGGUGUGUCAUAUUCCUGCGUAUAACAGAGGAGGAUGGAGACUUUCCCGUUGCGCCAGAGAUCUGGACUGAUAAGAUUAUAUGUUUGUGGAUAGCCUACCAAUAGGAAAAGGUGUUUUCUGGAGGUUUGAGGACAGCGAAGGUCCAUCACCUUCAACUGCCCCGUCAAUCUAAUUUCAAGGAGCCACAUCAUAAGAAACUACCUAGAGAACUGGCAUUUUGGAGGAUAUGAUCGGUUUUAUUGUUAAAUUCAUGUAGCAAAACAAAAAACAAAAGGUUUUAUCAUUUGUAUGUUUACCAGUAUGAUGAACUCUUUUUUGGAUUCUUCGCCUGCUGCUAUGAUUGAUACAAUUCCUGUCAGCGGUAUGUCCACUGCUGGGACGGGCGCUGUAACCAGUGCGCUUCGAAAUGAUUUGGGGUCCAAUAUUCAUGUCCUGAAGACUCUGAACCUGCGGUUUCGCUGUUUUCUUGCCAAAGUUCAUGAAUUAGAGCGGAGAAACAAAUUAUUAGAGAACCAACUGCAGCAAGCCUUGGAUCAACAACGAUACCAAGUAUACACUCGUGAAGUGGCUGUCCAAACCGACUCUCCUGAAUCCCGACUACCUGGUACCAUUUGGAGUUUCACGCACGUGAGAAGACACGGAGAGCGCUAUGAGACUCUCCAGGGCCCUGGUGUAUCCUGGAAUCAUCCGGACGGUGUUGGGGUCCAAAUCGAUACCAUCACCCCAGAAAUACGAGCUCUGUAUAAUGUGUUGGCUAAAGUCAAACGAGAGAGAGAUGAAUACAAGAGAAAAUGGGAAGAGGAGCUGAACAGACGAGAGCAGCUCGAGUCCUUGGUGGAAUCCAUGCAGGAGAGUGCCCAGGAGUCAGAGAAGAUCCAGGAUGAACUGAAUGAGAAGGUGGAGAGGCUGAAGGCUGAGCUGGUGGUGAGCGAUAAAAUGUCCGACAUGGACACUAAGAUCCAGGAGAAAGCCACACUGGUGGACAUGGACAUCUGCCGGCGCAUUGACAUCACCACCAAACUGUGUGACGUGGCUCAGCAGUGCAACUCAGAGGACAUGUCAAAUAUGUUCAACGUGAGCCCGGCCAGGUCGCUCCCAGAGAGGGGUGCCAUGGCGUGCUGCAGGAAGAAGGAGUGCAAGCCUGUGUCUGACGAGGACAGCUUUGAGAUGGAUGCAGACCCCAGCACAAGUACCUCAGAGGAGGAGGUCCCGCUCAACGUUACUGAUGAAAUGAAACGCAUGCUCAACCAGCUAAAUUGUUCAGAUGAUAAUUUUGUUGCCAGGAGGGAGACGUUUGACAUUGAUGAUGACUGUGACAGCCUGACGUGGGAAGAGAAUGACGAGACCCUGUUGCUAUGGGAGGACUUCAACAACUACAAUAUACAACCCGGUGCCAUCACCGCGGCAAACUGCACAGUCACCAGCGCAGCCAACAGCAACACAGAGGAGCCUGUCUCUCAGGAUGGAAGCCUGGGCAGCCUCAUAGAUGAGACAGAAUCACUAUUCAAGACCAGAGAGCAGGAGUACCAGGAGACCAUUGGCGCAAUUGAGAUGGAGCUAGCCACAGCGAAGAGUGACAUGAACAGACACCUGCAUGAGUACAUGGAUAUGUGUAGCAUGAAGCGUGGUCUGGACGUGCAGAUGGAGACGUGCAGGAGGAUGAUUAAAGGGGGCAGGAACUCUCCCUCUGUCAGUGCGGUGGCUAGCAGCGACUCAGGGAACACUGACGAGAUCCAGGACAAACUACUAGACAAGGAUGGAGAGGCUGAGGUGCCAAUCAGUUGAUAGCCUGGCUCCACCCCCUUCCUCCCCUGUUCACUGACAGCUGCUCACAGAGCUCCACUCUGCUUGGGGGCUGACCCCAGUGUUCUGCCCUGCUUGGCAUCUUUAGCCAAGGGGUACUGGUGGUCCUGAUGGUCCCAAUUGUCCUAUGGAUCUGGCCCACUGUCCCAGGCCCGGAACUGGUGCUUAUUGUCUCUGUUCUCACAGGAAUGAAGGGGGACGGGGUUCAUUUGCUUCACAAGUGUUUUAAGGCAGAGGUGGUACAUACAAUAUAGUGUCUGAGCUGUGCUCUCUUCCACAGUGCUGCACAGGAACAUCCAGCAAAACAAUCAACAUGAUCAAACAUGUCAUUCUGGCUCACUCUUAGCAUAGUCUAAGCAGUUCCACUGUCACCACUGUCAUUCUAUUGGCCUGAGGCUGAACAGUCCAUUUGGUGAAGAGGGAACAACAUGCACAACAUUAUUCACCAGUGAGAAUAUCUAUCCUUUUGAGUUUUUUAAUAAUCACACAAAACAUCACAGAUCAAGAGCAGUCACACUAUUUUGUACUUGCACGUUCCCCAUAGAUGCAGAUUGAUCAUUCACAUAUACUGUACAUGCAAAUGUUCAAAUGGGGAUUGAAAUGUUCUCACCAAAGAGUCAAAGCUAAAAAAUCAGUUGACUGGACUCUCCACAGUUACCAGUGUUGACUGGACUCUCCACAGUUACCAGUGUUGACUGGACUCUCCACAGUUACCAGUGUUGACUGGACUCUCCACAGUUACCAGUGUUGACUGGGGAACGGAGCACAGCCCUUUGCUGCUAUAAUGCAUUGUUCACAUUCUAUGCAAUUUAGCUAGCCUUAUUUCAGGAUAACCUUUGACCUUCAUUACCCCUCUUUUCCCUCAUGAUUUGCCUUUUUAACCUGGGCAGGUGUUUUCUAUCUGUUAUUCAGAGUGCUCCUGUGUGUUCUCCAAAGUAGAAGAGCAAUGGGAGGUGCAGAAUUAUCUCAUAAAAGGAAAACUCCCUAGUGUCCUUUGUCAAAGGCAUACCUUCUCCCCCUAUCCAUGUUAAUUUAGAGGCUGUAAACAUUUGAAAGGUUAUCCAAAACAAUAUGGAACAAGGUGCCAGCAAACAUGCUGUCUUUGAUUUGUAUUGCCUUAUGCUUAUUACUAUCAUAGUAAGCUUAAAUAAUUUCCCCUUAAAUGUAUCUAAUUGGUAGAACUAAGUUAUUGAUGAUUCCUUGGGCUACUCUUUGGUAAGUCCAAAGCAGUGGAAGCUGCUGAGGGGAGGAUGGCUCGUGAUAAUGGCUGGAACGGAGUGAAUGGAAUGGCAUCAAUGGAAACCAUGUGUUUGAUGUAUUUGAUACUAAUCCACCUAUUCAGCUCCAGCCAUUACCACGAGCCCGUUCUCUCCAAUUGAGGUGCCACCAACUUCUUGUGGUCCAAAGAGCUUUUGAAAGUUAUUGGUCACCUGUUUGUUCUCUCAGAGAUAGGGUACUGAAAUGAUAUAUUACAUAAAACGAUCACGUAAACAGGCAAUACUAUGAACAUUGGUUAAUGAUACAUUCCCUAGAUUAUACACUGAAAAAUGUGGUAUUUAGGAUUUUAUUUUGCCAAUCUUGGAUACUAAACUCAGAUGGCCUUUCAUAACAACUCCCACCUGUCUGUCCAGCAGGGUGCACUGUUCCUAUCAUAUUCCGUUCCGUCUAAUUGUCAUGAGCCCUGGAUUGGGUUUAUAAUUAUUUGUACGUAGAUAAGAGGGCUGUUGGCAUGUGAUCGUAUACCCCAGAUGCCUUUCUGUUCAUAUUGCCCUAUGUAUAAUUCAUUUUUUGUAUUACAUCCUGUCUAAUGAUUUGAAUUAAAUGAAUCAAUUAACAAAAUUGAUCAAUGCAUGUGGAUUGGGGGAGGUUUUCUGGAAGUUAUUUUUCAAUUGGUUUAUGGAGUGUUGUUAGUUUGCAGAAUCAAGGACAAGUGCUAUUUGUAUGAUGAGGGUUUUAAGAUGGAAAAAUAAUGACAUUUGUCAUUGCAUUGUUUUAUGAAGGAAGAAGGGCUAUUGCAUUUGGUUGUUUCUUUGAAUUAUUUUACAUUGAACUAGAGGCACAUAGUUGUAGUAUUGUAAUUCCCUAUAAUUUCUUAAAUCAAAAUAUGCAUUAUGUUCCUGUAAUUUUACAUGGGCCCAUGAAUUUGCGUUGUACAGAUUGAAUUGUGAGUGUUGAGGCAUAAAUGAAAUAGUAUCUUCUUGUUGAACAAUCAUGGAUGGUAAAAAUUGUAUGGAAACUUAACUAUUUCAUAAUUUCAUCUGACACAAAGAUUCUGGCCCAACCAGUCUAUUGUAUAUUAUUUCCUAAACCAUAGUAAAGUGCCAAAACUCAUACACACUAUAAAGACAAAUAACAUUUAGGGAGAGGCCUUAUUCCCAGCUAACUAUAAAAAUAAUUUGUGUUAGAUUUAAAAUCAGCCUGACGAGUACAGCACUAAGCCAUGCUUUUUUUCCGUCCAUUGUUGCACCAUACAGUAUAGGCUGGGAAACACCUUGUAUGUUGUACAGUAGACAUAUGUGCCUUUAGUUCUCAUGUCUCAUGGUGACUGUAAUAUUGUUGCAUAUUUUCAAUUGAACAGAUUGUCGACACCUUCUUUGCUGAAUGUAUGGUCAAUAUUUAGGAGCAGUCUUCUGACUAGACCUACAGUCCCAACCUUACAAUCAGAACUGGUGCAUAUCUCAGGAUAUGGGUCAGAACACAGAAACCUGAUGUGUACAUGGCACAUUGUUCUUUAUUGUCUAAGCAAACACAAAUUGUACAUGUAUAGUUGAACUACUACAUUAUGUACCCUUGGGAAUUUGAAAUUGUUGGGUUUAAUUGUUUCAUAGGUAUUUUAUAUGGUUGGUUUUAUCGAUGUAGUGCUAGGGUCUAAAGUGUUACAUUAGCCAUUACUGAAAUGUACACUGUAUGACCCAAAGUAUGUGGACACCUGCUCGUCGAUCAUCUCAUUCCAAAAUCAUGGGCAUUAAUAUGGAGUUGGUCCCCCAUUUGCUGCUAUAACAGCCUCCACUCUUCAUGGAAAGCUUUCCACUAGAUGUUGGAACAUUGCUGCGGGGACAUGCUUCCCUUCAGUCACUAGAGCAUUAGUGAGGUUGGACAUCGAUGUUGAGUGAUUAGGCCUGACUCGCAGUCAGUGUUCCAAUUCAUCCCAAAGGUGUUCGAUGUGGUUGAGGUCAGGGUUCUGUGCAGGUCAGUCAAGUUCUUCCACACUGAGUUCGACAAACCAUUUCUGUAUGGACCUCGCUUUGUGCACGGGGGCAUUGUCAUGCUGAAACAGGACAGGGCCUUCUCCAAACUGUUGCCACAAAGUUGGAAGCACAGAAUCAUCUAGAAUGUCAUUGUAUGCUGUAGCAUUAAGAUUUCCCCUCACUGGAACUAAGGGGCCAAGCCCAAACCAUUGUUUGCUAGAUGGUGAAGUGUGAUUCAUUACUCCAAAGAACGUGUUUCCACUGCUCCAGAGUCCAAUAGCGGCGAGCUUUACACCACUCCAGCCGACGCUUGGCAUUGCGUAUGGUGACCUCAGGCUUGUGUGCAGCUGCUUGGCCAUGGAAACCCUGACGAACAGUUCUUAUGCCGUUGCUUCCAGAGGCAGUUUGGAACUUGGUAGUGAGUGUUGCUUCCAAGGACAGGCAAUCUUUACAUGCUUCAAUACUCGGCAGGCCCGUUCUGUGAGCUUGUGUGACUUUCCACUUCGUGGCUGAGCCAUUGUUGCUCCUAGAUGUUUCCACUUCACAAUAGUAGCACUUACAGUUGACGGUGCAGCUCUAGCAGGGCAGACAUUUUAUGAACUGACUUGUUGGAAAGGUGGCAAACAAUGACGGUGCUACAUUGAAAGUCACUAAGCUCUUCAGUAAGGCCAUUCUACAAAUUUGAAGGGGUGUUCACAUACUUUAGUAAAUAUUGUGUAUCUUCCAUUGCUUUGUCACCCUAACGUUCAGAGCUUGUCUGUAUUGGGUGGGUUUCCCUGUGUUCUAGAGAGGCAGAGGUAGGUCAUCAUCCCCAGUCAAGGUGGCCAUGGAGGAAAGUACUGUCUUUGAUGACCAUUAUUGACCUCAUUGUAUUUUCAUACACAUUACAUAAUAAUGAUGCUAUUUCAAGCCUGUUGUUUUUAAUUUAAAUGAUUUAUUUCCCUGCAUCUUUAUUUUUUCAAUGCAUACCUCUGUGCAUUGUAAAAUAUUAUGUUAUUUGUAUGUAAACUAUUAGUAGAACAUUGCAUUCAUGGGGAUUCGGGGUAUACUGUUGUUUGAAAAUAAUGAAUGUACACUGUAAUUGGUGUUGGGGGAAAGUUAAAUAAAAUGGUGGAUUGCCUUUA
Oncorhynchus kisutch (coho salmon) is the source of this 6379-nucleotide messenger RNA. RefSeq names its product intermediate filament family orphan 2-like. The transcript is spliced from 8 exons. The record is from RefSeq and is a predicted model, not a curated record. Lineage: Eukaryota; Metazoa; Chordata; Actinopteri; Salmoniformes; Salmonidae. The coding region runs from base 553 to 2049 and encodes 498 amino acids.